Parathielavia appendiculata is the source of this 1682-nucleotide messenger RNA. Its product is annotated as ArfGap-domain-containing protein. The record is from RefSeq and is a predicted model, not a curated record. Gene Ontology annotation, cellular component: Golgi membrane. Bases 289 to 1461 code for a protein of 390 amino acids. Gene Ontology annotation, biological process: regulation of ARF protein signal transduction; regulation of endocytosis. The transcript has 3 exons. NCBI's taxonomy places the organism in Eukaryota, Fungi, Ascomycota, Sordariomycetes, Sordariales, Chaetomiaceae. Gene Ontology annotation, molecular function: GTPase activator activity.
UGUCGCAUAACGUUAUCUGGACCGCCUCAGGAUUCGACAACCAACAAGCACCACAUAGGGGCUCCUGAAUGCAAACGGACAAGAGAGAGGAGGGUAUCGAGUCAUGAGUCUGAGAGGAUACUGAAUACUGUGACAAUUCGAGUCGGCAAACUCCUCAAUUUCGAACUCUGAGCGGUCCGAAAGCAUCGGGUGCAAAACCAGGACACCCGACAAACAACCCCAUUCCAGCACUUCACCUCCUGGACGAGCACAACAGAUAUAUCCUCCUCAUCAGCUGUUUUACCCACAAUGGCGUCCAAGGCCAUGUGGGAGGUCGAUCCUGAGACCAGAUCCAAACUCGUCGGGAUUCAGGCCGAAGGUAAAAACAACCUGUGCUGCGACUGCGGCGCGCCGUCGCCACAGUGGGCCUCGCCCAAGUUCGGCGUCUUUAUUUGCCUGUCGUGCGCCGGCGUCCACCGGGGCCUGGGCGUGCACAUCUCGUUUGUGCGGUCCAUCUCGAUGGACGCGUUCAAGGCGGCCGAAAUCGAGCGCAUGCGGCUCGGUGGGAAUGAGAAUUGGCGACGGUUCUUUGAGGAGCAUGAGGAUACCAAGAUGAGGGGGCUCAGCUGGGACGACGCGACGAUUGCGGAGCGGUAUGGCGGGGAGGUUGGGGAGGAGUGGAAGGAGCGGUUGAGUGCCAAGGUCGAGGGGAGGGAAUAUGUCCCUGGGGAGAAGAAAGGGGGCACGGCGGCGGGGAGGGAAGGAGGGAGUGCGAGUGCGAGUCCGGCGCCGAGUGCGGCGUCGGCGUCGGCCGUGCCGACGAGAAGUGGGCCUGGCGCGGGCACGCCGCUGGUGGGGAGUAGGAAUGCCAGUCCCGGUCCGGGGAAGAUCAAGGUGGAUGUGGACUACUUUGCCAAACUGGGCGAGCGGAAUGCGCAGCGGCCGGACGAUCUGCCGCCGAGUCAAGGAGGGAAGUACAGCGGCUUUGGCAGCUCGGCGCCGCGGCCGCAGAGGGAAGAGCAAGGCCUGCCUGGGCUGGAUGACCUGCAAAAGGAUCCCGUGGCCGCGAUUACCAAGGGGUUCGGCUGGUUCGCAUCGACCGUCUCCAAGACGGCGAAGACGGUCAAUGAGGGGUUCAUUCAGCCAACAGCAAAGCAGAUAGCCGAAUCCGACCUUGCAGCCCAAGCCCGCCUCGCCGCCGCUCAAGCAGCUCGGUCGGCACAGGCUGGCGCCAAGUCGGCGCAGGAAGGGUUGAGCCGCUUCGUCGAGGGCCCAUCUGGCAGCGGCUAUAAGCCGGUUAACAGCGAAAAUUUUGACGAGAGCAAGCGGUCCUUCUGGGACGAGUUCUCUGCCGCUGCCGAUCAGAGGAAGAAGACGGGCAGCUCAAUAGGCACGUCGGCCAUGGGCAAGGGCGGGAGCAGGCAGGGUGGCUCGCACGGGCCAGCGGGAGGGAGUGCCAAGGAGGAGUGGGAUGAUUGGUGAUGAUAAUGGGCGACGGCGACGGCAGACAGGUUUAGCAGUUGGAGUGGAGUUAGGCAUUGCAUAGUGCCGGGAGUUUGCAAGCCCUGGUGUAGCGAAACCGAUUUCCGUUUAUGCGCUCUCGAAUCGCGGACAUAUAAACGCGAUAGAGUGCGAAUGUCAUGUUGAUAACUGUCACAUGGGAAUCUGGAAGCCAACUCAGGGUUAGGGUAAGGUUAGCGCAA